Messenger RNA from Branchiostoma belcheri (Belcher's lancelet), 1555 nucleotides. Its product is annotated as allene oxide synthase 2, chloroplastic-like. The record is from RefSeq and is a predicted model, not a curated record. Lineage: Eukaryota; Metazoa; Chordata; Leptocardii; Amphioxiformes; Branchiostomatidae. Gene Ontology annotation, molecular function: heme binding; monooxygenase activity; iron ion binding. Gene Ontology annotation, biological process: sterol metabolic process.
ACAUGGUGGCGUUUCCCCUUUUCAAACAUAAAGUAACCCAAACACCCUUUACAAUAGUGGAGUACUACAUGAUGAUAGACAAAACAAAAACAAAAAACAAUCUAAUUUGUAGUCUGUCCACUGGGACAGACUACAUUGCGGUGUUCACGAGUGUCAGGAAGACGUUUCUGUACCUUCUGUUUGGUGUAUCAAGAAAUACAUUGUAGAACAUGGGUGCAGGAGCGAGCAACACGAAGGGUCUCAUACAGCAAGUCAAGAAGGGACCUCACAGACUGAAGCACCACCUGGAAAACCCUGCUGUCGUCCGUACAAACGUCGGAGUUCCCGUCGUGGCGCUUCUGAACCAAGAAACCAUCCAGUAUAUCUUUAACACGGAUUUAGUGGACAAGGAGAGGUACUAUUUAGGAUACGUCGGCGUACGCGAAGAGCUAACCCAGGGAUACUGCCCGUCCAUGUUCGUCAACGGCGAAGAACAUCGUCGGAAGAAAGCGUUCUUGAUCGACGUCUUGCAGCGAUCUCGGGAGACGCUUCCGUCCGUUCUCAAUGCACACAUCCUGUCGCACUUCGAAGAGUGGUCACGAGCCAGAGUGGUCACGGACUUUGAAGACAGAGUCUUUUUGGUCAGUGAUGUGAUGACAGAGUCGGUAUUUGGGAGUAAAGUGGACGGCCGCCUGGCCCUGAAUUGGUUACAAGGACUGAUGAAGAUCAGGACGAGGAUACCGAUGCCCUCUAUAGCUAGAGCAAAGCAGCACACACUCGCCUCGGCAGCCCUCCCAGUUCUUCUGAAAACCAUCCAGGAAUCACCAAAAUACCAAGAGUUGAUCGGACUGUGUCACGCCCACGGCAUCGAGGAAGAAGAAGACGGCAUCGUCAGUGUCAUUUUUGCUGUCAUUUUCAACGCAGUGGCGGCAUUGUCGAGCGUCAUUGUCACCUUCAUCGCUCGUUUGAAUACAAGGAGUGUCACGGAAGCCGAGAAAAACAACCUCCUUCGAGCGACGCUAGAAGUUCUUAAGAAACACGGUGGCAUCACGGAAGAAAGUCUCGACGACAUGAAGCUUCUAGAAAGUUUUCUACUAGAGGUUUUGCGCCUACACCCACCUGUCUUCGACUUUUUCGGAGUGGCAAAACAGGACUUCGUGAUUUCGACGAGAAAAGAAAAGGUUGAGGUCCGCAAGGGAGAGCAGCUGCUCGGUAGUUGCUUCUGGGCGCAGCGUGACGUGUCCGUGUUCCUCCGGCCAGGACUUUUCCGGUGUAAUCGCUUUCUGGAUGAAGAAGGGGGUGGGGACAAGAGAAAACAUCUUGUCUUUCCACAUGGAAGUCUUACGGAGCCUCCUGACUUGGACAGCCACCAAUGUCCUGGACAGGGCAUCGCUUUCUUCUUGAUGAAAGCGACCCUAGCGGUUCUGCUGAGCUACUGCAGCUGGGAGUUGAAGUCCAUCCCGGUGUGGUCAGACAAAACGGCCCGAUUGGGGAAACCGGACGACCUGGUCUCUCUUACGCGGUUUGAGUUUAACUCGAACAAGGCCAGACGUGUGAUGGGGCCAUAGAGCGUUUU